Messenger RNA from Ylistrum balloti, 2031 nucleotides. RefSeq lists its product as uncharacterized. The record is from RefSeq and is a predicted model, not a curated record. Lineage: Eukaryota; Metazoa; Mollusca; Bivalvia; Pectinida; Pectinidae. Bases 1 to 2031 code for a protein of 676 amino acids. The transcript has a single exon.
AUGAUGGACACAGAAGAAAGUGAGCGGAUGUCCGUCCUGCUGUCACAGUUGCUCGAGAAAGACAUUGGCACUAAGGAGGAGGUUGAAAUCAGAAGGAAGACUUUGCUCUUCAAGGAAAAAUAUGAUAACGCAAACAAUAAGAAUAAUUCGAUAUUUAAUACAGGUAGCUCCGCUGAAGGGUUUUCUUUGCGUGGAUCAGAUAAUGAUGCGAUGAUUGUAGACAAAAGUAUUCUUAUCUUAAAUUCGGAACAGCCCAUCCCGCCAAACAGUGAAUACGAUAUGAUACUGGCAAUGAAAGAGGCGGACAACUGUCAACGUGGUUAUGUAAAUCUGGAGAUCGUUCUUUGGCAGAGAUGUAGGCAGCCACUGUAUAAAUCUUUCCAUCGCGUAGGAAAGAAAACAUUGAUAUCUAGUGAGACUUAUAGAGAGGAACACAUAAAACAAUCACAAAAUCUAGGUUUCAAUGUAGCAACUCAUGGCCCAAGCAGCGGUGCUGAGGCCACUCUUAGAAGUGCUGCCUUUGACGUGGUACACGCUUUUCAUUGCCCUGAUUGGCCAAAGGAAGCAACUGAAUGGAAAACUAGGAUGCGUCUGUAUGGAUGGCCUUCAAAAACGACAUUUGACAAAAUUAUCAAAGGCGGCUGUCAUAUCGUCCCAGUAGGGGAUAAGUCUUCUGGAAAUACACUACUUCAGUGGCGAAUAUCAUUCGCCUAUGCAGAAAGGCUUUUAGUGCAUUCUCUUAAUCACACACAGUUUAAGGUGUAUGGUCUACUCAAAAUUCUGUUGAAAAACAUGAAAGAGAGUUUGGAGAAUGUCUUCAAAGAUGAAGAUGUUUUGAGUUCAUAUAUUUUGAAAACCAUCGUUUUCCAUGCAGUCGAAAAUACACCGGAAGCAUUUUGGAAUGAAAAGAACCAUUUUAUUUGCUUUUGGUUUUGCUUCAAUAUUCUUUGUUCUUGGGUGAAAGCAGGAUAUUGUCCCCAGUACUUUAUACCACAGAAUAAUCUGUUUAAAAGACACAUCCACGGACAGAACAAACAAAUCCUUCUUCACAUUCUCAAUGAAAUUCAUCAAAUGAAGUGGAUGUGUUUGUCGAUUGGGACAUAUGUGCGACCGUCAAUUAUGGAUAUACUUUUAGAUAAAGGCUACCAAUCAGAGCUCAUGCAGCAACAGACAGCAAUCCAGUCAGAGGCAGUAAAUGACUUACAGAUCCUUACUAGUGUCGUCACAAAGCUAUCAUUAAUGCCGGUUCCUUGUACCAAGCAAAUUUGCCAUACAUUGAAUGCGCUCCUGUCUUUAACUAAAUCAGAAAUAGAUGAACUCCUUGCCUGUUACAGCGCGACAAAAAUACUAUCAUUGUGUGGCAUGAGAGAUUACCAAACUCCAACGCAGUCAGCAUGCAACAAAUCUAGGUACAGACAUAUGAAAAGAUGUAAAAACUUGUUAAUGCCCAGAGCAGCAUGGUGUUCAGAAAUUCUUUACGUGGCAACAUUAUGUUACCUGACCGGAAACGUUCGAUCAACAUUAGAAAUAUGUGGGAAAAUAACUUCUACAUUUCAAUAUUAUCCAGGAUGUUCCCAGGAUGUGUUCAGGAAACAGUAUGAAAUGUACAUGCGUGACUACUGUGGACAUGGAUCGACCUUACUUAAUAAACUACAGCGAGUGUUUUCCUCGAGUAUAUAUUUUCUAAAACAAUGCCCUGCAUUUUGUCUUCCCCAUCUCCAGCCCGAAUUUGACGAAUUGCCAUUACAUGGAUAUAUUCGCAUACCUCCCCUGCCAUAUGCAUCUUUUCUUACAUUCAUUUGCUAUCAUGAUCUUGGUGACACCAGGGGGCGCGAUAACGCCCUUCGCCAUCUAAUUGCUGUAAAAUACGAUGACGAUCAAGGUGGUCAUCUACACUGGAUAGUACACACUCUCUUGGGUAUCUGCUACCAAACUCUAGGAGAUACUAGUAGGGCGAUCAGGGCUUAUGAGGAGUCUCUGAUGGUAGAAACUCUGUGGAACCCAGCUUUGGACAGACUUGAACGUCUAUGA